Messenger RNA from Polypterus senegalus (gray bichir), 3030 nucleotides. RefSeq names its product peroxisomal N(1)-acetyl-spermine/spermidine oxidase (gene paox). NCBI's taxonomy places the organism in Eukaryota, Metazoa, Chordata, Cladistia, Polypteriformes, Polypteridae. Bases 262 to 1791 code for a protein of 509 amino acids. Gene Ontology annotation, molecular function: polyamine oxidase activity. The transcript has 7 exons. The record is from RefSeq and is a predicted model, not a curated record.
UACUUCAGUGUUUACACGAUCGCAGCACGCUAUCAAACAUCAUGGCGAUACUUAUACACAGCUAUAAACAGCUUAUGAACGGAAUGUAAAGUUACCAUUAGCAACGUUAAAGCCGUCAGCUGGUUUGUUGUGUAAAUUUCCCACGUGCUUACUCAGCACUGUCAGUAGCUGGGCAUUGUACACCAGAGUGCUGCGGUGUCUGUGGAAUCCGAACGCAGCGGAGAGGCCUUCCUCGUCAUUGACGACAAAGUUGGGACAGAGAUGGCCAUGCAGGCGGGACUGGACGCGCAUAUAGUGAUCGUCGGCUGCGGAAUUUCAGGGAUCGGGGCUGCGCUCAAGCUCACCCAGCACGGCUUCAAAAACGUGAAGAUACUGGAAGCUAGCGGAAGAAGUGGAGGUAGAAUAAAAAGCACCACGUUCGGCAAUGGAAUUGUGGAAAUUGGAGCCAACUGGAUUCAUGGACCAUCCAAAGAAAAUCCUGUCUUUAGACUGGCAUGUGAGCACAAACUUCUCGAUGACAAGUCAAUGUCUGAAGAAAAUCAAGCAGUUGAUGUUGGUGGUCAUCCCCCUUUUCUUCCAGUUUUCUACAGCAGUUCAGGAAAAAGGCUAGGACCUGAAAUAGUUGAGCCUGCAAGUCAACUGUUCUCAUCUCUUUUGACAAAGAGUCAUGACUUUUUUGGAACAGAAACAGAGCCAUAUCCAAGUGUUGGGGAAUAUGUGAAAAAGGAGAUUAUGCACCACGCUGCUCAGUGGAAGGAUGAUGCUGAAACAAAACGACUAAAGAUGGCCAUAUUAAGCACAAUGCUAAAACUGGAGUGCUCUAUAUGUGGGUCUCACAGUAUGGAUCUGGUAGGACUUGGUAGUUUUGGAAGUUACCAGACUCUGCCAGGAAUCGAUUGUACUUUUCCUGGUGGCUAUGAAAGUCUAAUACAUGCACUGAUGAAAGGACUUCCUCAAGGCAUAGUUUCGUAUAAUACACCAGUUAAAUGUGUCCACUGGAAUAGUUCAUUUAGACCAGCACAGCCUUCAGAGCUGACAUACCCUGUUAUGGUGGAAUGCGAAAAUGGAGAAGUUGUUCCUGCUGACCAUGUUAUAGUGACUGCUUCCUUAGGAUACCUCAAACAAUAUUUCCAAACAUUUCUGAAUCCUCCAUUACCCCUACAUAAAGCACAUUCCAUUCAAAGGAUGGGCUUUGGCACUAAUAAUAAAAUAUUCUUAGAAUUUGAGAAGCCAUUUUGGGAUCCUAGCUGCCAAGUCAUUAGCCUGGUCUGGGAAGAUGAAAACAGUCUUUAUGAUGCAACACCUGAUGUUAAGAAGUUUUGGGUGAAGAAGCUAUUUGGGUUUACAGUUCAGCAUUCUGAUGAAAGGCUUGGCCAUGUACUUUGUGGCUGGAUUGCAGGUCAUGAAUCUGAAUACAUGGAAGAACUUUCAGAUGCAGAGGUUAAAGAAUCCUUGACAGAAGUUCUUCGUAGAUUCACAGGAGACUCAACUAUUACUCCAAAGAGAGUUUUUCGCUCCAAAUGGCACAGUGAUCUUUAUACUAGGGGAUCAUACAGUUAUGUAUCGGUUGGAUGUUCAAUGAGUGACAUAGAUAACAUUGGGCAGCCACUUCCAUUGCCUGGAAGUAACUCAAGGCCAUUUCAGGUUCUGUUUGCUGGAGAAGCCACUCACCCAUCUUUUUAUUCCACUACCCAUGGUGCUUUGCUGUCUGGAUGGAGAGAAGCUGACAGAUUAAUAUCUUACUUCGCUCCAUCAGUUCCUGAGACUGGAAGUCUCAAUUCAAAGCUGUGAAGACAAUGCUAUUAAUUAUAAUUGUCUCUGAAAUUGAAAAGUUUUAUUUUCCUAGUGUUAAAUAUAUAUUCUGAUUCAGUGCCUUGGAUGCUGUGUAGUCUUUCAAAUUCUUUUUUUCUUAAUAUUUUAUUAUUUGAACUAGCAAAACUCAUCACAAAUGACAAGGAAGAGCAAAAGAAAAUAACUUGUGAAUUUCCUUUUUUUUUCAUUAAUGAAGCCACCUUUAAUAAAUGACUAGCUGUACCCAUGCUGCAAGUGUCUGCACGCUCCUGAUUAUAAAAUCUCCUACACUGAGUACACUUUGUAUCUGGUGUGUCUGCCUGACAUGUCGUGACCGAAUGAGCUGACUUUAGUGAGCAGCUUCUUGUACCCUUGCAGCAGUAGCUCCCCAAAGUAUCUGACUGAAACACUACGACUGACAAAGCAUCCUUCUUUCUUCAGCAGUUGGAAAGUUACCCUUUUCCACUUUUUUAGUGUUUCAGUAUUUCUUCUGAGAUGCUGCAUUGCUUUCAUUUUAUUAGCUUUGACUAUGAAUGAGAUGGGCCAUUACCCCAAUCUGCAUUCUUUUUAAUUGAUCCUACAUACAUGUAUAAAAUAAAAACAAUUUACAUUUUUAAGUGAGGGUAACCCACAGAUGAACAGACUAUGUAAACAUUUCUUAGCAUUUCUUUGUCUUUAAUGGUGAAGCUUUCAAGUCCUUCUAGACAACAUCUAAUCUUUAACUCAUUUUAAAGUCAGCUUAUAAAACAUAUUCUGCUUUCAGUAAUCCUGGGCCACUAUAAGGUAUUCCUCCAAUGUCAGUAUUAUAUUACUCUUUUGAAACUUUCCAGUUAUAAUCUACAUUAAGGUAUGUUCAUUUUUGCUUUUAGCAACACCUUUUGUUUAGAAUAAAAAAUACCCGUAAGGGAGAGUAAUGCACAGAUAGACAGACAUACAUACACUGGCUGUUGUGUACAGCUCAGCACACACAGAUAUAACAAAGCAAAAUAUAUUUUCAUUGAAAUACAGACAUAUUUCACAUAAAAUUAUUAUGUUCAAGAAUAUUGACAAGAUUACUGUGAUUAUUAUGUAAUGAUUUUUAGAUAAAUAUCCCUGCUCAUUAUUUGCACUUUUGUAUCACUUCAGAUUUUUUUAAGUAUUUUAAAAGCAUAGCAACUUUCUAAAAUUGUAUUAAUACACAUUUAUACCUCAGAGUUGUUAUACACUUAUAAGAUCUGCCCAUUUUACAAAUUUUAAAUU